AAAGCUGAGAGUCUGGAGGACGAGAGAGGAGUUUUAAGAGCAAAAGGUGGCUAAAAUUUUGCAUUAUUUGGUUUUUGGAGUUUGUAGCUAUCGGUGUUCCAUGCUCCUCGUUUGACCACAUACUAUUUUCUUUCUAAUUCAUUUCCCCAUCCAUUCCCCAUUCCCCAUUCCCCAUUCCCCAACUCUCUUCUCGUCAUGACCGCCUCUCAACUCAUCUCCGUUAGUCCCGACGAACUCCGCUUCCAUUUUGAGUUGGAGAAGCAAACAUUUUGCGAUCUUAAGGUCCUCAAUAAUUCCCAGAACUAUGUUGCUUUCAAGGUCAAAACCACUUCACCAAAGAAAUACUUUGUGCGACCUAACACCGGCGUUGUACAGCCCUGGGACUCCUGUAUCAUCAGAGUCACCCUCCAAGCCCAACGGGAAUACCCUCCAGACAUGCAAUGUAAAGACAAGUUUCUCUUACAGAGUACAACAGUGAAUCCAAAUACUGAUCUUGAUGAUCUCCCACCAGAUACUUUUAAUAAGGAGAGUGGUAAUUCAGUAGAGGAGUUGAAAUUGAGAGUUGCAUAUAUCUCUCCUACCUCACCUGAAGAUGAUGCAUCAAAGAACUCACAAAGCCUCAAUUCCUCUUCUAGUCAGGCUUUACAGAAUCUGAAGGAAGAAAGAGAUGCCGCUGCCAGACAAACGAGACAGCUGCAACAGGAACUGGACAUGCUGAAAAGACGAAGAAACCGAAGAAGUGAUCCUGGCUUUUCCUUCACCUUUGCCAUUUUUGUGGGUCUCCUUGGAGCUUUACUUGGCUUUCUAAUGAAACUUUUAUUCUCUUCUCCAUCUACAGAAUGAUUGCGACUAGUCGAAACAUUUUCAUGCAGACUCUCCGUAUUGUUCACUGUAUACGUGUAAAGUUUAAUAUUCUUGUGAAUGAGAUUUUUCCAAUAUGCCUUAGUCUUACUGUACUACUAUUGUUUGGUAGGGUAAUAGAUUGUAAAUUCUUUUCUUAAA
This is a messenger RNA of Glycine soja, 1002 nucleotides long. RefSeq names its product vesicle-associated protein 2-1-like. The record is from RefSeq and is a predicted model, not a curated record. The transcript is spliced from 7 exons. NCBI's taxonomy places the organism in Eukaryota, Viridiplantae, Streptophyta, Magnoliopsida, Fabales, Fabaceae. Bases 196 to 843 code for a protein of 215 amino acids. Gene Ontology annotation, cellular component: plasma membrane; endoplasmic reticulum membrane. Gene Ontology annotation, biological process: endoplasmic reticulum membrane organization.